This is a messenger RNA of Lactuca saligna, 585 nucleotides long. The record is from the annotation of a GenBank genome assembly. NCBI's taxonomy places the organism in Eukaryota, Viridiplantae, Streptophyta, Magnoliopsida, Asterales, Asteraceae.
GCAAUAUGGGAACAUAUUCAAAAUGGUGAAAAAGCCCAACAACCUGAAUAUUGGGUGCAUCCUUGUUAUAAGCUAGAAACAUGGAGGGCAAUGUACUGUAACAAAAUAGAUCCAAUCAAUGGCAGGAGCAUGUGGCCAAAAUCUAGAUGUCCAACCACUCUUAUACCACCUACACAUCACACACAACUUGGAAGGCCAAAGAAAAAGAAGAGGAGGGUUAUAGAUGAGGCUAGUAGCCAAUCAAAAAACCUAUCUAGGAAAUUCUUGAUUGUUACUUGUUCCAAGUGUCAUAACAAAGGACAUAACUCUAGAACAUGUAAGGGGCAAGGGGGGUCAAGUCAGAGAGUAGUGGGUGGAUCAAGUCAAGGUGGUGUGGGUGGAUCAAGUAAAGAUGCAUUUAGUGGAACAAGUCAAGGUUCAGUGGGUGGAUCAAGUGAAGAUUUCAUGGGUGGGUUAAGAGCAAAGAAGAUAGACAAGGGAAAAAAAGCCUCAAGUAGGACCUAAGUGAAGUUGGAUACAAAUGAAAGCAUGACUAAUCAAGUUAUUUGGCUACCUUUUGUUUAAGAUUAUAAACUUGUGUUGAUG